Molecule: messenger RNA, 1147 nt
Organism: Panicum hallii
Lineage: Eukaryota; Viridiplantae; Streptophyta; Magnoliopsida; Poales; Poaceae
Exons: 2
Coding region: 374-799 (141 amino acids)
Source: RefSeq, a predicted model, not a curated record
CCCCGUCUCUCUCUCUCCCCAGCUCUGUUCUGCUCAAACUCCCGAGUCCCAACCUUGGUCAUUCUAGCUUCGUUCCCACUCCAGAGUCCAGACUCCACCACGAAAAAAAAAGAGUGAGCCCUACAUACAGAGCAGCAGGCAGAUAGAUCCUCACCAUUUUCUCUCUCUCACGCACAUCGCAUCUCCCAAAAUACACUUCUGGUUAAGAGAUAGAGAGGGAGAGAGUGGGUUAUCAGGAAUCGGAGUGUGUAUAAAAGGGCCUGGUCCUCCGAGGUCUGAACCUAAGUGCCCUGUGCUCCUCCUCACUAGUCUUUUCUCCAUCACGAGCGUUAGGCUUCCCCUCCGCUGCAAAGCUCGAAGACUGGAAGCAGCAAUGGCGUCCACGAGGCUGCUUGUCGCGCUCUGCGUGGUGGCGCUGCUCGCCGUGAGGUCCGAGUCCCACGGCCUGGAGGACUUCACCGGCGGGAGCGCCGAGGCGACGCCGGCGAUGCAGACCUUCUUCAAGCCCGAGGCCGCGAAGCUCCCGGAGGCCCUGGACGCCUCCAUGCCCGCGGCCACCACCAUGGCCGCCAAGCCGGAGGCCUCGGCGAUCCCGACAACCACCACGGCGGGCGCAGCCGCAACCACCUCCGGCACCGCCACCAGCGCGGCGUCCGCCCCGCCGCGCAGGUCCGUGUCCGUGGCCGCCGGCGUGGCCUGCGGCGUCGCGGCCGUGGCGGUGGUCGGCAUCGCGGCCGCCGUGGCGUACGUGGUGCGCGGCCGGCGCGGCACGGAGGUCCAGCUCGGCUCCUCCCCGUGAGGCGCAGCCUAGCUACCUAGCUAGCGGGACCCACCCACCAGGCCGCUGUUAUGAUAGGCCAUCAUUAGCUGGUUACGAGCGUCAUUUAGCUUUGCUUUUGCACUGUUGAUGAUUUGGUUUGCUUUUGGGGUAGUAGUUUGAUUCAUCCGGCCAUCCCGGUGCUAUCGUCGGUGAACGGGGAUCACGCUGCAGGCCAGCAAGCGGUGCAUGUAACAUAAAUAAUGCUGGCGUUAGCGUGAUGUUGUUGUGGUGUGUUCAGACCUUGCUACUGCUGCAUCAGGCUUUCAGGAUUGUAUUGUUGAAGUAUUGCCAUGUUUAGGAUUAGUCGACGGGCUCCGGACACCUGAA